Messenger RNA from Carica papaya (papaya), 1724 nucleotides. RefSeq names its product anthocyanidin 3-O-glucosyltransferase 5-like. The record is from RefSeq and is a predicted model, not a curated record. NCBI's taxonomy places the organism in Eukaryota, Viridiplantae, Streptophyta, Magnoliopsida, Brassicales, Caricaceae. Gene Ontology annotation, molecular function: UDP-glycosyltransferase activity.
UUUUUUAGUGCCUGUAAAACACCAAAAAUUAUGACAUUAAAAGAAGAACAGAAAAAUUAAUACAUGCGUGACAAUUGUUUUUUCCAAUAUGCAUUGGUUUGAUGUUACAUUUGCAUCUAAGUACAUAUGCCAUUGAAUUAAUUAAAGCCACACCCAAUUUCCAUCUCUAUAAAUCCAAGGGCAUCUCUCAGCACUAAGAUAAACAGAACCACUCCAUUAAUCUUCCUACUGAGACUUUAGACGACUUGAUCAUGGUGGUUGCUACACCUAACAAAACUCAUGUGGCCGUAUUGUCAAGUCCAGGCCUAGGACAUAUCAUCCCCCUUCUUGAGUUAGCCAAGCGACUUGUUAUCUACCACGAUUCCCAUGUCAGCUUCCUCAACAUCACCACUACUGAAUCCUCAGCUGCACAAGACCACCUCCUCCGCUCACCUUCCCUCCCCAAUGGCCUUGACAUUGUUGACCUGCCUCGAGUCGACGUAGCUACGGUAUGCAGCCCUGACAUCCCCAUAGCCCACAAGAUUGGUGUUAUUGUAGAGGAGAGCCUCCAGUCUCUUAAGUCACUUCUGAUUGAUUUGGGCAAGCCGAAAGCAUUGGUCAUUGAUCUUUUUUGUACCCAGGCUUUUGAAAUUUGCAGCCAAUUGGACAUUCCCACAUAUUUAUUCUUCACCACAUCCACGGCUUUCUUUGCUUUCUGUUUGUACCUCCCUACGCUUGACCAUGAGGUCGAGGGUGAGCUCGUUGAUCUUCCAGAGCCAAUUGAAGUUCCAGGUUGUACACCAGUCAGGCCUGAAGACCUAGCUGACCCAGUUCGCCAUAGGAAGACUGAUGAUUACCAGCUAUUCGUACUUCUUUCUAGUAGAUUUCCAUUAGCAGCUGGGAUUUUUCUCAAUUCGUGGGAUGAUCUUGAGCCAGUGGCACUCAAGGCAAUAAGAGAGAAUACUUUCUAUAAGCAAAUACAUGCCCCGCCAGUUUAUCCUGUUGGUCCGCUGGUCAAGCAAGAUGAACCAUUGAGCUCGAAGGAUGCUGAGUAUCUAGCAUGGCUAGACAAGCAACCAUCUGAAUCAGUUCUUUUCGUGUCCUUUGGGAGCGGAGGCACCUUGUCAACUGAGCAACUGAGGGAGCUAGCUUGGGGUCUCGAACUAAGUCAGCAACGAUUCACUUGGGUAGUUCGCCCACCUUGUGAUACUGCCUCAGGCACCUUUUUCAAUGUGGGUAGUGAGCUGAAUGACCCAAAGACAUAUCUCCCAGAAGGAUUCCUUGAGAGGACUAACGCAUUGGGUCUGGUGAUUCCAUCAUGGGCUCCACAAACCACAGUACUCCGCCAUCCAUCAACAGGCGGUUUCCUAUCUCACUGCGGAUGGAAUUCAUCACUUGAAAGCAUAACUCAUGGCGUACCAAUGAUCACUUGGCCCCUUUAUGCAGAACAGAGAACGAAUGCAACAUUUCUGACAGAGGAGGUAAAGCUAGCAAUCAGGCCCGAGGUGGAGAGAGGAAAGACAGUGGUUAGACGUGAAGAGAUAGAGAGAGUGGUGAGAGUACUAAUGGAGGGUGAGGAAGGAAAGGCUAUUAGGUGCAGAGUUAAGGAACUAAAAGAUAGCGCUUUAAAAUCAUUAGAUUAUGGGGGGUCUUCUUAUGAAUCACUAUCUUGUGUGGCCAAGCAAUGGAGACUAAACUAAUUAAUUUAGCUCCCAUCACCAUAUAUAACAAAAUAAAUUGUGCUC